AAAAAAAAAAAGUUUACUGUCGGAAACUUUUUUAGACAGUGUGUAAAAAUCCCGCACAUGAUAAUAAGGUGCAUCGGAUGUACUCGCUGAGUCUGCGUCUCUGUUUAUUCCGUUUUAGCUAAAAUUCAGUGUGCGCCGGACCUCAGAUAAUAUGAACAUGUUCACCGUUCAAAUUUAUUAUUUGUCAUUAAGUUGCGUUCAGUUCAUCGUUCUCAUAAAAAUGAACGUGUUCAUGCACAACACUGCUCGCAGCUUGAAGGGCUUUUUAGCCAUGGGAAAAACUGCUGAAAUCAAAUUAUUCAGCGUUGUUCACAUUUUUUUUUUUUAUGUGAUGUGACAGCGUAAAACUAAUCCAAAGUAAAUGGGCUGAUUUAGCUGCAUCUUCUCAGUAACUGUAACAGUAUUUCUCAUUAAAUAGGUACGCUGGAUGGAGACAUAAGCUUUUACCUGUAUCAAGCAAUCUAUCUGUGGUGUAUUUAUUAACCUAAAUAAACUAUAGACAUACACCAUCUGCAUACCCGUCAUACUGUCACCAUGUCACCCCAUCUGUACACCAAGCACUGUACACUUACACUUUUAAGAGGGACACAUUUGUUUGUACCAUUGAGUAUAGCAUCAGGUGCUUUGUUAUUUGACACCCAGUGUUAUUCAAGCGGUGCUGGAGCUAUAUGCAAAUUUGUGGAAUUAUAGUAGUAGCUCUGGAAUCCCUUAGAAACUCCACCCCUCAGGUCUGCACCACUGUUUGUAAAACUCAGGAGCCUCACAGCCUGGUGACAUUUAGAAGACUUACGCUCUACCUGAAGACACUGACAUGACUGUCAGUUAUGUUAAGCCAUACAUUCAAAAAGGACAUCUAACUGGUGGGCAAAGGCAAAAAAAGACAGAAAGACAGAAAGAAGGAAAGAAAGAAAAUUUAUGAAAAAUGUGAAGAGAAACUUUACAGGUUUCUGCUCUGAAAAAAAACCCACAAUCAAACACAGAAGAACAGUAACUCAGUGCAUCUGAGACAAUGGACCUGAAGUCCUCUCUGCUCGAGCAGGACCUCUCCUGUCCUGUGUGCAAGGAAAUCUUCCAGGACCCCGUGUUCCUCCUCUGUUCACACAGCUUUUGCCGUGCCUGCCUGAAGGAAACAUGGAAAGAGAAGGAAGCAAAGGAGUGCCCAGUCUGCAGGUAUAACUCCUGCAUGGACCUUCUGCCCAGUAAUCUGGUGUUGAGGAACCUCUGUGAUGACUACCUGCAGGAAAGGAGCCACCGAGCCGUCACAGAUGACGAGGUGCUAUGCAGUCUCCAUGGUGAGAAACUGAAGCUCUUCUGCCUGGAGGACAAGCAGCUUGCAUGCCUGGUGUGCCGAGACUCAAAGAAACACGCGGACCACAAGUUCUGCCCCGUGGAUGAAGCAGCACAGGAUCUCAAGGAAGAGCUCAAGACAUGGAUGAAGCCAUUCAAAGAAACACUUACCACCUAUGAAGGAAUUCAGCAAACACUGAAUCAUACAGUGAAGCACUUAAAGAGCCAGGCCAGACACACAGAGGUGCAGAUAAAAGAGGAGUUUCAAAUGCUCUACCAGUUCCUCCGUGAUGAAGAGAUGGCCAGGAUUGCAGCGCUGAGGGAGGAAGAGGAGCAGAAAAGUUACACGAUGAUGAAAAAGAUACAGGAGAUUUCAUUUCUCUCUGAAACAAUUCAGGCCAUGGAAAUGGAGAUGAAGAUGGCUAAUGUUCCAUUUCUGCAGAAAUACAGUUCCACCACACAAAGAGCCCAGAGCACACUGCAAGAUCCUGGAAAGGUUUCAGGAAAGCUGAUUAAUGUGGCAAGUCACCUGAGCAACCUGAAGUUUAGAGUCUGGGAGAAAAUGCAGGGGAUCAUUGAGUACACACCUGUGACACUGGACCCAAACACAGCACACCCUUGUCUUAAACUGUCAGAUGACUUAACCAGUCUACGACUCUCCACUGAGAACCAGCAGCUUCCUGACAACCCAGAGAGAUUUGACGGCUACAGCAGCGUGCUGGGCUCCGAGGGCUUCAUCUCCGGGACACACUGCUGGGAUGUGGAGGUCGGAGACAGUACCACCUGGGCUCUUGGUGUGGUUUCAGAGUCUGAGUUGAAAAACAGAGAAGGCCUUUCGAAGUUUGGUCUGUGGUAUAUCGGUUGCUCUAAUGGUAGGUACGGUAAAGGCUACUCCACGGAACUCCUCACUCCCCUCACUGUUAAUCAGAAACUUCAGAGGGUCCGAGUGCAGCUAGACUGGGACAAAGGAAGGGUGGCAUUUGCCGACGCGGCCACUGGCAGCCACCUCCACACAUUCACUCACACAUUCACAGAGAGGGUCUUCCCAUACUUUUGUAAUGUGAGUUCUGUUAGGGCACUGCGGAUCUUAACCCUGAAGCCUUUUGUGAAUCUGUAACAAGAACUGGUUGCUGCAGAUGCUUUACAGCCAUGUAGUCUUCACUUGCACAGGACACUGCAAGUCUGGCCAUGUGGGACAAUGUGAUGUGGUUUCAUGGAAAAUAUUGAUAAUCUUGACAUGUGACCCAGUGUCAUGAUGUGAGCAGAUUUAUACAGCCUUAAGUUUGUGUGUUUUAAAUGGGGCUUAUACACUGGGUUUGGAACUAUCUGUGACACUUUCACUUUGACAAAAAAAAAAAUGUCCUGUUACCUGUGUUAUUUUUGCUGUGCCUUUCUACAGUAUAAGUAUAAGCUUGGGCUUUUCCACUUGCUGUGCUGCAGACGUCAGGCAUUGCCACGUCAGUAAGGUGAAAGGUGUUUUUCUGGUUAGCAAAUGAAGAGUCACUGUGAAAAGGUUUUUCCGGUUACUGCACGGAAGGAGUUACCUGAACCUAAUCCUCUUCUUAGGAGAUGGAACUUCAAAGCGGAAAAACUGUGUACCUUCCCAAAUCAAAUAUUGUGUUAUACAAACUACAGUGAGUAUACCUACUGGACAAGCAGUGGUAGACUUUUUCAGACCUUUUUUAAUGUCAAUAUUUGUGCAUAAAAGUUAGGUUGGUUUUUGUAUAAGAUGUUCAACACAAUAACUUACCAACAAAGCUCACAACCACUGCUUUGGCAGGACAGGGCCUGGACUGUUUUGAUGGCAGUACACAGUAUAGCUGUGUUCCUGGCUGUACCCUUACUGUUCAUCGUGUGUAUGUGAGUUUCCCUUGGUCCUUCUUUCCGGCAGGCUGGUGCUGCAUUGCUAUUUGGUCUGGUUAAUGCAUUCUGCAGCAGUUUAGUCUGACAUAAUUAGGUUUGACUUCAAGUUACAACAUCUUUUUUUUUUCUUUUUGACGUCUUUACGUUGUAUGGAUGAUUGUCAACUGUGACAAAAAAUGCAGGUGACUUGCACAGACUUGCACAGAUGUGAACUACUACUGAAUCUUGAUGUAAAUCUAAAUGUGAAAAACAGAAUGAACAAAUAAAAUGUGUUGGGAAAUACACAGAAGACUGUUGUACUAAAGGUAGUUUUUAUUUAGUGUUGUCGCAAUUCCUGUCUAUGUCUAUGUUUCGGAAUCAGAACACAACCAUUGAAUUAAACAUUCAAUAUAAAUUGUGGGAGAGAAAGAUGUCAUGUACUGAGCUCAUGGAAUGGUUGGGAGUGAUAGUCCGUUUUAAUAGUUUUGCUUUUGUAAGAUGCAGUAAGUGUUUUUCCACACAUCAUGCAGAGACAGAAAAAUGUAAUUUGGCUGACAGUGGCAGCACCCACCUCCUCUGAAACACUGGACAUGACUCUUGCUUUCCAUGAUCCUCUUCUUUGCGUGCAUCUUUCACAGAAACAUCUCUUUGAGUUUUCCUGCCACCUAGUGGUGGAAGUGAAAACAAAAUAAUUAUUUUAAAAAGUUUUAAAACCUUCUUAGUUUCUUACAUUCUUCUUUCAUCUGUCCGUCAACCUUACAUUUCCCAAUUGACAGAGACACUUCACAAAACUUUUAAAACUCACCUUUAAUUCCAACUGUGUAUUUGUUACUUGUGUAACUGUGACCCCUAUAGUCUAGCUACGUUUUAGACCCUUCAGGAUGUUUUCAUCGUGUCGUCCAUCUUUUCAAGACCACAGAGGUAGGACUGGCUCCAGGACUGAUGGCCUUGCAUGCCACCGGAAUAAAUGGCUUAAAGGGCAUGGUUAUUAUAUUUACCCAGCAGGAAUUAAUGGCAUUAUCAGGAUGUCAGUAAGGCUCUCCAGUAUAUGAUGUAUUACUCUGUAAAAUUUGUAAAAAAAAGUAUGCCACUUUUAUGCUGUAGGAAGAGCUCAAGACAUGGAUGAAGCCACUUAAAGAAAAACGUACCACCUAUGAAGGAAUUCAGCAAACACUGAAUUAAACAGUGAAGCACUUAAAGGUGGGGAAAUGGAGAAUUUACUUUGUGAUUCAGUUUGAUUUCUACCUACUGCAGUACAUCCUCUGAACUUACAUGGGAAGGUCUCUCCUUUCAGAGCCAGGCCAUCACAAUUGUAUUCUAUUCAGCCAUUUUGUUUGUAAUUUUAAAAGUGACUGCCUUGAGCACAACUGACUCCUAACUGCAGAGGUACAGAGCCCAGAGCACACUGCAAGAUCUUGGAAAGGUUUCAGGGAAGCGAUAGACGCAGAGGAAACAACCAUAUUGCGAAACGCUAUGCUUAUGUCGUUCAUGAGGUGAAGCAUUUGUGUAACUGUGACCCCUAUAGUUUAGCUGUGUUUUUUUAGAUCUUUCAGGAUGUUUGCAUCGUGUCGUCCAUCUUUUGUAAGACCACGGAGGUAGGACUGGCCCCAGGACUGAUGGCCCUGAACAAUUAUACAGUAAGGCCAUCAACUGGCCAUAUCUGACUGGCGUUACUGAAUAUUCAGUAAGUCCUAGUUGAUGUAACCCUUCAAAUAUUGAAUUUAGUUCAGAACGGUAAGAUUAUUGUAACUUUUUUUAAUACCCUAUUCUGACCAUGCAUAAUUCCCAGUUGUCAUGCUUGAUACUUCUCAUUAAAAGUUUUGUAUUUGUCUGUUAUAGAUUAUAGAUUGGGUUACUUAAUAAGUAAUUUACUCUCACAGGGUCAAAACUGUUACACUGCACAACUAUAAAAUAAAACAAAUAUAGGCAAAUACAAGCAGUCCGACAAGCAGUCCGACAAACAGUCCGAUGAGGUGUGAUUCCCAAAAAUCAAUUGUGAAAUUUGUGGCAUUUGAACAGCGACAUGAUCACCACACACACUUUAGCAUACUCAUCAGCAUACUAGCAUAAACAAGCCACAGAAAUGGGCAUUUGGUAGAUUUAGUAUGGGCCACAGAUUAAGCGUGAACAUGACAUGCCACCUAUAUAUACAUGUCUCAAACAUUUAUGCCACAGAUUCAGGUGACAUGCCAUUAGAACAGUCCUGUCAAAAAAGGAGUGUACUUGUCAAAAUCUGACAUACCAAUUUAUGGGACAUGUCACACAUGUGGGUAGCUGUGGCCUCACAGAGUAAACGGAGUUCCAGCCACUUACAGUAGCGAGUGUGCUUUCAGUGGUUCCAGGACUGAAGAGUACGCCCUCUGUUGGCCAAAUCUGGAUAGUGUUGCAUUAGAGGAAUACUAAUUUCAUCAUGUCCAAUAUAAAUACUGGUAAGAUCGCGGGCGGUUUUUUGUUACUCUAACCUUGCUGUACUCAGACCCAAACAGUUUCACACUUUUAAGGAGGGUUUUACGUUCACUUUGAUUACGUUUAAGUCUGUUCAGGCAGCAUUUGACCCGACUUAGUGAUAAAAUAUUUUACUGCACAAAAAAAAAAAAGGUCUCUGGACAUUUUAGCAGAUGUGUAGUCUUUGAAAAUCAGCCAUCAAAUUGAUGGCAUUUCAAGUAAAACAAACAAGACCACAGACGAGGUUGUGGCAUCACCUUCGCAUCUUUAAUAUUAAUAAUAUACAGUUAGGUAUAGAGAACAUAUUAUAAUAAAAUGAAGAAAAAAAAAAAAAAAAA
Messenger RNA from Clupea harengus (Atlantic herring), 5912 nucleotides. Its product is annotated as E3 ubiquitin-protein ligase TRIM35-like. The record is from RefSeq and is a predicted model, not a curated record. Gene Ontology annotation, molecular function: zinc ion binding; protein binding. Lineage: Eukaryota; Metazoa; Chordata; Actinopteri; Clupeiformes; Clupeidae.